ACCCGAGCGAUGAUAAGAGAAAUAAACGAGGGAGGGUGUUUGAUUACGAGGAGUGCUCUGGAUAACGCGCCAACUGGCUGAACGGGUUUCUCCGACAAAAGUGAGUUGGAGGGCGCCCCACCUGCCUGCGGGAGGUGAGACUCGCGAUUCUCGAUUCUCGAUGGGGCACACAUGCUCGCCUUCGUUCCCCUUCGGCUCCGUAAGACAUCGGGACCUCCUUCACCGUGGUCCUCAAACGAGCCUCGCGCUCCGCCAGAUACACAACUCCUCACGCAUUCGUUCGCUCGCUCGCUUGCUCGCACGCACGCACGCACGCACUCGUCGCACCGGCACUCACUAAACUGAAAUACAAAUCGACCAAGUGAGAAAAAACAUAAUGCGGGUAGUCUGCACAUUUUGCGGACUGUUCUUGGCCAUUGCCAUUGUCAAUUGCAGUCCUAUUGUCAAGAGAGAUGCGGAAGAGUUACCCCAGGAGGAUCUUAGCCCAUUAAACGAAGUCUACGUAUUCGAAGCCGACGAAGCCGAUGGCGACAAGGACAGGGAUAAGAGAAAGAUUGGUCUCACGCUUGGUAUAAAGAAUGGCAUCCUCAACUUCGUGUUCGGCAAAGUUGACUCCUUACUGGACUCAAAGAUAAAAGCGCUCGAUGUUCUCGAAGAAUCCAACAAGGCGAAAAACGCCAUUUACGGAAUCGACUCUACCAAGUCUCGUACGUCGGAGUUCAUCAAUGAUUUGGUGUCCAAGAAAACAUCGAAAUUCGCGCCACUAAGCUCGCUUUCCGGUGGUCUUUCCGGUGGAGGUGGAGGUGCAGGAGGUGGAAGCGGAUCAGCUCUUAUCGGCACUCUCCUGACCCAAGGGAUCGGCGCUUUGUCGAGUAUAAGCCAAGGUAGUGGCGGUUUAAGCGGUGGUCUCAGUGGAGGAGGCCAGGCCACUUCCGGCAAAAGCGAUACGAGUUCUGGUUCGCAAUCCGGCGCUGGAAUUAAUGUCGGAGCUUUCGCCAAUUUGGCAGGGAAGGUGCCUAUUACUACUACCACGGAUGAUACACCCGUUUUCGACAGGACUAGGGUGUCCUUGGAAAUACCAUCAAGAGCAUUCGGCACUGGUUUCACCCUAGUAACUAAUAUUAGUAAAGUCCUCAACAGCCUAAUUCUAAACUCGGCUCGCCGAACACAGACGUUUCUAGAGAUCUUCAAACCGGUCUUCCGCGGUUCAUUCGCUAUAAAGGGUUUACCAUCGGAUAACUUGCACUAAGGCGUCUCAUUUCCGCAUUCGUAGGGGAUUAUUAUACUAGAACUUAAUUGCUCAAUGACCAUUGUUUCGUCAAGAAACAUUUAGCAAGUUCCGAUCACAUAUUUUGUGGAUAAAUACCGUUGACUAGAACUUGUCGUGUCUGUUCCAAGUAAAAGACUUUAAAUCUCAUUUAGGAAUUAAAAUACAAUUUAAAUGUCCUAUUCUUGGUAGAAUAUUUUUCUGCUGUCAUAUUACACAAUUAUUAUUUAUGACGCCAUAUUAUUGUCUUAUCUUUUAUCUACUAUUCUUCUAUGAUCAUCAUCUAUUUGUUUAAAUUUGUUAUAUAUGAUCCAGAAAUUAGCGCCAUAAGUAACAGACAAGUUUUUAAUGAUUAAAAGCAUAUUAUGUUAUUUUUUGUAGACGAAAUGGAGAUAUUUAUACACACAUAUAUAUUAAUUAUUAAAUUAAAUUACUAAUGUAAGGAAAAAUUAUUUUUGAAACACUUUAGUCAGGUUUUAAUUAAAUAGCAUGUAAUAAUAAAAUUCAAAGUACGAUAAAGUAAGAAAGUAGGAAAAAGAGCGAUAAUCAAACUAGAUUAUAUCUCAUAAAAUUAAUUUCAUGCAAUUAUAGUAGCAAGCGUGAAGAAUUUUCAGAAAAUUUCCUAAUAUAGAUCAAUUUGUAACUUAACACGUAUUGCCAUA
Messenger RNA from Formica exsecta, 1929 nucleotides. RefSeq lists its product as uncharacterized. The record is from RefSeq and is a predicted model, not a curated record. NCBI's taxonomy places the organism in Eukaryota, Metazoa, Arthropoda, Insecta, Hymenoptera, Formicidae.